GUUCAGAUGACGUAGACGAAAUUAAAAAACAUGAAAUUAGUUAUUGUCUUGAUAAAAUAAAAGGUUCGGGUGUUGUAGACGAAAUUAAGAAAUAUGAAAUUAGGUAUUGGCUUAGUAAAAUAAAGGGUUUGGAUGACGUAAACGAAAUUAAAAAUCAAAUCAGUUAUCAACUUAAUGAAACAAAAAGCUCAGAUGACGUAGAUGAAAUGAAAAAACAGAUUCACUAUUGGAAUGAUAAAAUAAAAGUUUUAAAUUACGUAGACGAAAUUAAAAAACAAAUCAGUUAUUGGCUUGAUGAAAUAAAAGGUCUGGAUAAUGUAGAUGAAAUUAAAAAACUAGUUGAUGAAAUAAAAUAUUUAGAUUGCGUAAACGGAAUUAUAAAACAAAAAAUUGAACAUCGGCUUAAUAAAGUAAAAGAUUCAGAUGACGUAUUCGAAAUUGAAGAACAUGAAAUUAUUGAUUUGCUUAACGAUGUUGACGAAAUGAAUAAGCAUUGGUACAAUAAAAUAAAAGGUUCAGAUAAUGUAGACGAAAUUAAAAAACAGGCAAUUAGUUAUUGGCAUACUAAAAUGGAAGCUUUGUUAGAUGAAAUUAGAAAACUAAUUGACAAAAUAAAAGCUUCAGAUAACAUAGAAGAAAUUAAAAAACACGAAAUUAGUUAUCUGGGUGAUGUAGAUGAAAUUAAAAAACAUGAAGUUAAAGAUUUACUUGAUAAAAUAAAAGAUUCUGAUGAUGUAGACGAAAUUAACAAACAUAUUAACAAACAUUGGAAUAAUAAAGUAAAAGAUUUAGAUGAAGACAAAAUUAACCAACAUUGGCAUAACAAAAUUAACGACUCAGAUAACGUGGGCGAAAUUAAAAAACAUGCAAUUGAAUAUUGGUAUAAUAAAAUACAAAAUGCAGACGAAAUUAAAAACCUAAUUGAUAAAAUAAAAUAUUCAGAUAGCAUAGACGAAAUUAAAAGACAUGAAAUUAUUUAUUGGUUUAAUAAAAUAGUAGGCUCAAAUGACGUAAACAAAAUUUAUUCUUGGAUAGAUAAAAUAAAUAUUUUAGAUGACGUAGACGAAAUUAAAAAACAAAUUCACUAUUGGCUUGAUAAAAUAAAACGUUUAGAUGAUGUAGAUGAAAUUAAAAAACUCAUUGAUAAGAUGCAAGAUUCGGAUAAUGCAAACAAAAUCAAAAACCAAAUUAAUUAUCUACUUGAUAAAAUAAAAG
Molecule: messenger RNA, 1215 nt
Organism: Dentiscutata heterogama
Lineage: Eukaryota; Fungi; Glomeromycota; Glomeromycetes; Diversisporales; Gigasporaceae
Source: the annotation of a GenBank genome assembly